AUGGAGGAUGAUUACCAGCUGAUGCAGAGGUUCCUGGAGGGACAUUGGUUAAGUAUCAGGACACAGUGCAGAGGUGGUGUGUAUACGACGCGGGCGGGCUUAGUGGAGUUGGCGUCUUCGAUCGAGGCGGACCAGCGUCAAUUGGUUGGUCUGGUAGCCGUGCAGUCUGCAGUUGCUCCUACUAUCCAGCCUCAGAGUCAGCAGCUGCAGCAUCAACACAGAGGUGGCAGUUUCAGUUCGCGUUCUGGUUCUGGCAGGGGCGGUAGUACGGAGCACUGUAUGGCGAGCUGUCCUAGGAGGGAGGCAGUUCAGGAUGCCAGGGUGUGUUAUCAUCGUAUUGAGCCGGGACGUCUCAGGCCAAUGUGUCCCAAGUUGCAGAGCAUGGCGGUGGCGUCGAUUCAGCCGAUAGCGACUCAGCCAGUGGUUCAGAUUGCAGCGGUGCAGUCAGCGGGUCAGAGUGGAUCGGCACCGCGGGGUUAUUCUGGUGGAGACCGGCGGGACUAG
This is a messenger RNA of Microthlaspi erraticum, 504 nucleotides long. NCBI's taxonomy places the organism in Eukaryota, Viridiplantae, Streptophyta, Magnoliopsida, Brassicales, Brassicaceae. The record is from the annotation of a GenBank genome assembly.